Molecule: messenger RNA, 6447 nt
Organism: Folsomia candida
Lineage: Eukaryota; Metazoa; Arthropoda; Collembola; Entomobryomorpha; Isotomidae
Gene: jus
Exons: 7
Coding region: 3487-4494 (335 amino acids)
Source: RefSeq, a predicted model, not a curated record
CCGAGCGCACGCACUGAAGAAAUAUAUGGACGACGAUACGACGAUAUCGCAUUCACGGCAUGAUCGCUGCCUUACUUUUCUCUACUCUACUUGGCUGCCUGGUCUGGUCGGGUAGCUAGUUUACUUAUGUGUCGAGGAGAAAGCAGGAGAAAGUCGAAAAAAAUUCCGUAAUGAGAUAUUCCCACUUCGCAGUGUUCCCCAAACCAUACGAGGAGGAGGAGAAGAAGAGAGAAAGUUGAGCUUUUGUUGGGAAUAAACGAAGGGGAAAUUUUGGGGGGAAUUUUCCACUAAUUUUGUAAAAAAGUGGGGGGAAUUUUUGGGAAAAAAAUUCGAAUUGUAAAAAAACAUCGACAAAUUUGUGCUAAAAUUACUUGCAAAAAAUUUGUUCUGUGCAAAAAAAUGUGAACAUUUCAGAAAAUAUAAAACUGCUACACAGUAGGUGCUAAAAAUUUGCCAUAAUUUUCUGAACAAAGUGGGGGCAUUUUGGGAAAACAAUACAAAUUGUACCAAAUAUCGACUAAUUUCUGCUAAAAAAACUUGCAAAAAAUUUCAUGCCGUGCAAAAAAUGUGUACAUUUCACAAAAAAUAAGACAUCAUAGUGCUGCUAAAAAUUAUUGGAUUCUUUUUCUCUCCCCUCUAAAUUUUGCACUUGCAAAAAGUAAUUGCUUCUCGUAUGUACAUACAUACACAAAUAAAUUUAUACAUUAGAUUUUCCCCUCUGUCUGUCUACCUGUCCGAAUUUCGUGUCAAGAUAUGAUUGGAAAUGUGAAUUGUAAACGUGGUGAAAGUAUUGAUCGCACAUUUCGUCGAAUGAAGUGAACAUUAUAAAUUAUUGACUUCUCUCUUUCUCCGUGUGUGUGUGUGCAUGUGUCUCAAUUUCGCGUGUACUUAUCCGCCUGCCUAUCGUCAAGGGGGGACACAAAGUUUAGGCGAAAUUGAUGUUCAUGAAAGUUAAACACAAACAACUCGAAACUGUUUAUUUAACUAUCUACGAGUGAAAGUUUUAAAGUUUACAAAUACAUGAAAUUUCGAUCGAAUUAAAUUUGCGAAUAGCCGAAAGUGGUGCAAAUAAAUAACUCGUGACGAACCAGCGAGAGAGCUGUAAAAUAAUUAGAUUUAUUACUAUUACCACCGUCGAUAAACGGAAAUGGGAGGAAAGGAACUAAGGAAGAAGUUGCUUUCAGUGAGAAUCUGAGACCAGAAUUGCAUCAAUUUCUCGUCUAGUGUUUCUCCCGUUCCCACCGGAGCUGCGGAGUUGGAUUGGUUUUUGCUACUCGGACCUGUUUUAUAUCCGAGAUCAAGUCUGGGUAUCAAUUAAAGUGUGGAUGUGGACAAAAAGGCUACUUUAUUCGAUCCUGGACUAGACUGGAUUUAUGCUGGUGACCUUUUCGUGUAGUGGCCGAGUUUCUUUUUUUAGGGGGGAAACGUGUCCCGUGAAUAGGAUUCACCUGCUGCGUAUUAAAUGUUGACAUUUUCUUCACGGGAAGGUUACUGAGUUGAGAGAGGAUUCUUGUGUGCAAAAAUAAAUUUGUGUGCAAAAAAAUUCGUGUACAAAAUCUUGCAGGUUUUAGCGGAGAGAGAAGAGGACAAAUAAAGGGGAGAAAAUUCGAUAAAUAUCUUGACAAGGUGGGACACAGACGACAACAAGUUGAUUCUGGAUUUUGUGGGCUUUUUGUUUUAUUUGGUUUGGUUUAACGAAACCACGCCCUGCCCUGGAAUAAGAAGGAAAAGAGAGACAAGGAGUUAAAACAGUCGUGGAGACACGCUAAAUAAUGUGGGGAUAAAAUUAGUAUUACUUAAGGUAGGUAAGGGGCGAUGUGUGACGAAACGUAUAGGUGAUUAGGUAUAGCGCGAAAAUAUUUCGUAUUUUUGAUUGGUAACAGACAGGUUUGAUUGUUGUGGUAAAAGAGUUUUAUUUUAUUUCACAGACUUAUCAACUAAAUUGGUAACAAAAUAUGGUACUAAACUGAUAACGACCAAUUACCAAACUGAUACCGAGCAAUUAUCAAACUGGUACUGAGCAAUUACCAAACCGGUACCGAACAAUUACCAAACUGGUAGCAGACAACUGCAAAUCGGUUUACUCAAAUUUUAAUUACAUCCUCAAACCAAUUAUUUCAUAAACUUACUGCUCACCUAUAAAUUGUCACCGCCCGGUAAUAAAAAAAGUCAAAAAUUUCCCCCGCAUUAUUUAGUGUAUCCUCUCCCAAAAGCAGCUUUAUUCUUCAUCCCCUCAAAUUGUAACCACUUCUCUUCUCUCAAAAUAUUUAUCAAAGGAGAAGACCAAAAAAACGAAAAAGUCUCUCUCCCAACAACCCAAACCCACCAACCAAACCAGAAAAUUGCAACACAUCAGCGAAUUCCAGUAAUCCUUACGAAGCCGAAAACAUAACCAAUACCUUGUAAACCUUUUUGCCUUACUUGUUUGCGCAAUAUCUCAGAAAAUCCUAGGAUUACGAUUUAGAUAGAUUUUCACUCAACCAAUUUUUUCCCUAUCUCUACUUUUUUCCUUCAAAUUGAUAACUAAACCUAAAACAUACAAAUAUCCAUCCGCUCAAAAAACAGCAACCAUCGGCCAGAAAAAAAUAAAAAAGUAUACAUAAAACUAUCAACUCAUCCUUUACGACACGACCAACGGAUAAGUGAUUGCUUUCCGUGAAUCUUUCCAAAAAAAGAGCACAAUCUUUCCCCUGCAGGAAGUGAAAGUCCAACCUCCAACGUCCGACAUCCGACCUCCGACCAAAAAAAACAAAUCCGGCUCUCACACCACUUUAUAAUAAUAAUAAUAAGAAGAAGAAUAAUAAUCCAUUCAUCGCUCACCCACAAAAGAGAGAAGAAUACGGAGCUUUCUAUUCUCCCACUUUCACCUACAAUACACAGAGAAAGGAGCAGGAAAACAACACGAAUCAAAGAGGACAUCAAUCACCGAGAGGAGAGAAUAUACCGACUGGGAUCAUUUGUCUGAUAAAUAAGUUCCCCGAAAAUAUUUGAGGUGACAGACAAGCAAGUAACCCGUUGAAGAAAGGAGCAAGGAAGGAAGCAGGUCUGCUUGCCUUGUGCUUUCUCAUCUCAUCUCACCUUUGCCUUUGCCUUUGUCAAUUCAUUACUGACUCUGAGAAGGAGAAAGCAAAGUCGCUGUUGUUUCGGUUCAGUGGGUUCCGAGGAUAAAACAAAAGGUGAAAGUCGAAGAGGAAAACGAGGAGCUGGGGAACAUUUAAGACGUAACUUUCACUCUGGGUGGUGGUGGUGGUUCUUUGCUGGUGAUGGGAUUUGUUGGCUUGGCGAGGUUCGUGGGUAUGUAGUCGUGGUGGGGAAUUAAUGAAGAUUGCGAUAUCACGUGGUGGUGGUGGUGCUGGUGCUAUAUCAGGAUUCUGGAAGGAUUGAGAGACUGGAAAAUAUUUACGACGGAGGAAGAAGGAAGGAGCGAUAAAUUGAGAAAGUGCAGGCAUAAUUUUUUUUGGAUCAUCCAUUUUUUUCUGGGACAAGAUGACGAUGACGCUUCUCUCCUUGUUCUUGUACGGCUUUGUCCUUCUGACGCCCAGCAGCGGGAGCCUGGUUAGGAGAGAUGUCACGGAAAGUGGGACAUUUUCGUCCACCACGACGCCGUCAACUUUGACCUCGAUGGCGACGACUGAAAUUACGAAAACUAGUGAAAAAGUGACGACGGCAAAUUAUGACGCCACGGAUAAGGUCACAAUUGACGAUAAGGCGACGACAACGACGAUGCCAACGACGACGAGGAAGGAAAUGGCGACGACGGAGGUCGAAAAAAUGGCGAAAUUCAGAAUGUCCUCGACCACGACUGAAAUGCCGGCCGUUACGACACCCGAAAAUCAUCACACAAUGCCCGUUCCGGAGCAUUUGCAACACAGGAACAAUACGGCGAUUGUCCCCCUGCGAGGAAAAUGUAAUACGACCGAACAAUGUUCCGGAGAUCAUACGGAGUGUCGAAUUAGCAUGUGCAAAUGUCAACUGGGUUACUUACCCAGGCCGGAUAAUGCCGAUUUGUGUGGAGAAGCCCGGAUUCAACAAGUCCAACCCCCACAGGCGGAUCCGACCAUGAUUGGAGUCGUCAUCGGACUUGUCCUCAUGUCGAUUACGUUGUGCGUGGUGAUGCGACUGUUUGCAAAAGCCCGAUUUCAAGAAAAUCGUACCAUUUUCAACACACCGAACCCCCGUUUGAUGAACGUAUCGUUACUGAAGGGGUCUAAAACCCUGCUGCGAGGCGGUUCUGGUCCAGGCGGACAAAGAUCUCGGCGUGGGAGUCAAGCUUCAGUGAAUUCGGGGGGCGAUGCUCCCCCCGAUUCGGCCCCACCACCGCCUCCGCAGGCAGCAGGGAAUAAAAGACCACGCCCCCACCGGCAACCCUCCACCGACACGGCGGCUUCUUCCGGUGGCGCAGGUGGAGAAAGUUCUCGACCCCCGACCGCCUCCGGGACAAAUAAGCGAUCCACGCCGAGACAAGAGUCGGUCAAUUCGAAUUCGAACGUGUAAUUGAAAAUUCGAAAAUACUAUUGAAAAUUUCAAAAUUUAUCCAAAAAUGUAAACCAAAUCACCUCAAUCAUGCCACAAAUUAAGCCACAAAUCAAUGCAAAAUGUCUGAAAUUAAGCGUUUAGUCCGAAAUUUCCUAAAAAUACUGAAAAUUCUCGUCAUUCGAAUCCAAAAAUUUUACUCGAAAAAUUUAAAACCAAAUCUACGAUGGAAAAUUUACUGAAAAAAGCUAAUGCAAGCCCAAAAUCGAAAAUUUACCCAAAUCCACACCCGAAAAUUUCCGAAAAUUAUCAACCAAAUCCUCUCCGAAAAAAAACUCCCAAAUGAACCCGCAAAUCCGAAACCGAACCCUUGAUCUUGGAACAAGUGUAAUAAUAUGACGUGACCUUACAAACCAUAAUUUAACUUAAUUAUGUAAAUACAUUUUAAAUAUAGUUAUGUAGCUAAUUCUAACAGGACUGGGUGGGUCGGAGGAAGAGGAGUCGCUUAUCUGCCUACCUUAUCUGUAUACCUUAUCUGAUGCUCCAUUUGUGAUGAUUUUUACUGAAUCGUCCUCUCGUUAUCAGGACCUAAAUAGUAUAAAUUGGAUAAGAUACAUAACUGUAAACUGUAAUACCAUGCGCCUAUUAUUACCAUACUCAAACUCAACUACCUACUCAACUACAUACAUAUAUUCCUAAAUACCUACUCACUCACUAACUCACUAACUCACUAACUAAAACGUACUCACAAUUGGGAAGCAAACCAUGUUUAACCCAGAUUUUUUUUACCAUGUUAGUUCGAAAGAGCAACUCUUUAGAAACAACGUUUAGGAUUAGUCGGAGACUUUUGCAGGUGCGAAAAAUUCAGCAAAAAGUCUGGGCGUCGCAAGUUUACAAAAACUAAGUUUUUUGCAGAAAAACGUUUUUUCGGUUUUGCAAAAGUUUGCAAAAACGUGCAACUGCUGCCACAAGCACAAAUUCCGCUGAGAAACGGUAACUUGUGUUCGCGAAUUUGCGGCGCCCAAAACUUGCUGAAUUUUGCGCAUUUUCGCAAGUGCAUCACUAAAUGUUGUUUCUAACGAGUAUCUCUUCAAAAUUAAUAUGGUCAAAAAAUAAUCUGGGUUGAACCUGGUUUGCAUUCCCAUUUGUCAGUUUAGAUUAAUUGCUACGGAGAAAAGAGGAGAAAGUGAAAGUGGAUGGUCGGAUGGAGAAAGCAACCGUGAAAUUAUACCCGUGAGCGUAAUAAUAAAUGGCAACCUGACACUUGACCUAGGUGGCUGGUUAUCGUCACACUCACCGCUUUUUCUGUCUGGAUAAGCACUUAUCUAAUAAUUAAUUAAUUAAUUAAUUUCUUAAUUAAUCAUAUCUAGUCAUAUCAUUCCCGAGUGCCCAUUUACAUUUAAAUUAAAUUACUAAUUAUACACACUAAUUAACCAAGAAAGUUGUUACGUUGACCUAAAAAAACCAAACCAAAUCAAACCACAAGUAGCCAAAUAGUGCCUUUUUUACCGACAACAUUUAACCAAAUAUUUAAUAAUUAAUUAAUUAAUGAAAGCUUGAAAAAAAUUAUCUUAAAUCCGCGCAGGCACCAACCACCGGCUACUUUUUUAACCGUAUUUAAACCACUCGUUGUCUUUGACCAGAUUAACCUCUACAUACAAAAGUUUGAUUGCUCCAUCCGUAAAAUGACACGUUUGUUAAUUGUUAGUUAAUUGAUAAUUGUUAUUUAAUUGUUUAUAAUUAAUUAAUCCUGAACCAUGCCUAAUAAAAAAAAUCAUCACUUCUCAUGAAAAAAAAAACUUUUUGGAAAACUAUAAUUCUAAAGUUUUUACACCAAAGAACCGAAUGUGAAUUGUAUUUACUAACCAAUAUAACCAACUUUUUCUCGAAUAUGCAACAAAAAUUGAUUGUUUUAAGUACUUUAUCCAUGAAAAAAAUGAAUAAAAAUCGUCGUGUUUUUGAACAAGAAUGAAA